AUGAGCGGAGCAUCAAAGGGCAAAGGAAAGAAUAGACAGACGCGUUUCCCCGUCGCGCGCAUCAAGCGCAUCAUGCAAAAGGACGAGGAAGUUGGCAAAGUUGCGCAGGCCACGCCCGUCGUCAUCUCAAAGGCGCUAGAGUUGUUUAUGCAAGAUGUGAUGGGUGCCGCUGCGAGGAUUUGCGAGGAGCGAGGAGGUCGUCGAGUGGAAGGAUAUCAUCUCAAGCUCGCCAUCGAGAACACGGAGACGUUUGACUUUCUCAAGGAGAUUGUGCAAGGCGUGCAUGAUCCUACAAAUGGAGGAUUGAUAUCCGAAGAGCAGCUGGCUGAAGCGCGGGCAGCAGAACGUAAACCACGAAAGCGGCGGGCAAAGGCAGCGAAUGGAGAAGAGGAAGUGUAA
This is a messenger RNA of Serendipita indica DSM 11827, 399 nucleotides long. The record is from the annotation of a GenBank genome assembly. NCBI's taxonomy places the organism in Eukaryota, Fungi, Basidiomycota, Agaricomycetes, Sebacinales, Serendipitaceae.